GUUAGCCCCGUCAUCCAUCGCCAAGGUCGUCUCGUCAUUCUCCUCUGAGUAUGAGACUUGGAAUUUUCAGACUUCAAUAUCGGAUUUGAACAUUGAACGAACAAAAUAUGCCAUGACCAGUCUUAACUGUAAAUGAAGAACCAUUACUAUAAUUCGUCAUUCGUGACGUCUCCAUCAGCGACGACUGCUAUAUAUAAGAAUCCCGCUCUCCUCUCUCCUCUCUCCUCAUCAAUCCGAGAGUCUUCUCUUGGCAAUUUGCAGCGAUCAUAUUCUUACUCCACAUCCUCUCUCUUUUUAUCGAAGAAAACCAGAGCUCAACAAACACCAACAAUGGCGAUUGGAAGCGUUCAGGAGGUUCUUCCCACUGUUCUCGAUUCUACUUCCCUCCCACCUUUGUUCGACGGAACAACGAGAUUGUAUGUAUCUUACACAUGCCCCUAUUCACAACGUGUCUGGAUUACUAGAAACUGUAAGUGUUUGCAGAGCAAAAUACAGUUGGUUCCUAUUGAUUUACAGAAUAGGCCUACCUGGUACAAAGAGAAAGUCUACCCUGAAAACAAGGUGCCAUCAUUGGAACACAAUAACCAAGUCAGAGGAGAGAGCAUUGAGUUGAUGAAAUAUCUUGACACCCACUUUAAAGGACCCUCCCUUUUCCCCAAUGAUCCAACCAAAAGAGAGUUUGCUGAAGAGUUGCUUUCCUACACCGACACAUUCAACAAAACUGUGUUUACAUCAUUCAAGGAAGAAGCUGAAAAAGCAGUUGGGGCUGCUCUUGAUCACUUAGAAGACACACUUUCCAAAUUUGAUGAUGGCCCAUUCUUCCUUGGCCAAUUCAGUCUGGUGGAUAUUGCCUAUGCUCCAUUUAUUGAAAGAUUUCGCCCAUUCAUACUGCAAGUAAAGAAAUAUGAUAUCACCACAGGAAGGCCUAAACUGGCAGCUUGGAUUGAGGAGAUGAACAAGAUUGAGGCCUACAAACAAACCCAACGUGAUCCUGAGGAGCUUGUUGAAAUAUACAAAAAGCGUUUCUUGGUCCAAGUAUGAGCGUGCUAGUGACUUCUCUCAACCAUGAUCUGGAAAAUGGGUUUCAGAGUAGUUUGUCAGCGACGUCUUGAUUCAAAAACAUGUAUUUCAUUUUUUAUUUUUUCCUUUCUUGUCAAUUAGUUAGUGCAUGGGAAAUGCAAUUCAAAGUUGCAUGUCCCAAGUCAUUAGGAUUUGUUGUCUCAUGUGGACAAUGAGACCUGCAUUAUUUGAA
Nelumbo nucifera (sacred lotus) is the source of this 1252-nucleotide messenger RNA. The record is from RefSeq and is a predicted model, not a curated record. Lineage: Eukaryota; Viridiplantae; Streptophyta; Magnoliopsida; Proteales; Nelumbonaceae.